Molecule: messenger RNA, 1379 nt
Organism: Camelus dromedarius (Arabian camel)
Lineage: Eukaryota; Metazoa; Chordata; Mammalia; Artiodactyla; Camelidae
Product: very-long-chain 3-oxoacyl-CoA reductase-B
Exons: 11
Coding region: 41-1000 (319 amino acids)
Cellular component (GO): endoplasmic reticulum
Molecular function (GO): oxidoreductase activity
Source: RefSeq, a predicted model, not a curated record
CCUAGGCCCUAGGUCGGGUGACUUGUUGACCGGAGUUGCGAUGGAGUCAGAGUGGGAUGCACUGAGAGUGCUGGGAGCAGUUACCGCCGUGUGUCUGCUGCUGUGGGUGACCUGGGGGUUGGUCUACACAGUCUAUGUUUACCUGCUGCCCCAGGCGCGCCGGGGCGCCCCCUGGCUCCGGGCCCAUGGAGCCUGGGCAGUGGUGACAGGAGCUACCAGCGGCAUUGGCAGGGCUUAUGCACAUGAGCUUGCCCGGAGAGGUCUGAACAUCGUCCUCAUCAGUCGAGACCCGAGCAAGUUGGAACACGAGGCCAAGGAGAUAGAGCGGCUUUAUGGCCGAAGCACCCGAGUCAUCCAGGCUGAUUUCACCGGGGGCUUGGAGAUCUAUGAGCCCAUUGAGGCAGGACUGAAGGACCUGGAGAUUGGAAUACUGGUGAACAAUGUGGCCAAGCAAUAUGCAGACAACUUGGGUAAACUGCUCGACUUUGAGGACACCGCCCAAAAACUCUCGGAUAUUAUAAACUGCAAUAUGAUGUCUGUGGUCCAGAUGACUCGAAUCGUCUUGCCACAAAUGGUUACCAGGCGCAAAGGCAUCAUCAUCAACAUAUCUUCGAUAGUGGACAGGAACCCCUUUCCGUUUAUAGCAAUGUAUGGAGCCACCAAGGCCUUUGUGCGAAGCUUCUCCGCGUCCCUGAAAGCAGAGUACAGCUCCGAGGGGGUCCUCGUGCAGACCGUGAGCCCCUUUAUAGUUGAAACAAAUAUGACCUUGGCCAUGAAAAAUCGAUUUCUGGUGGUGAAUGCCCACGACUUCGCUCGGCAGGCAUUGGACACGCUGGGCCUCACCUCCUAUACCCCCGGGUGCCUCCGCCACGCCUUGCAGGGUCUCCUGCUGGCUAUCUUCCUGCCCAGUUGGUUUUGUUGCAGUCGCGAAGGAGUAAAGCUUUUGUCUCUGUUUGCGAAUUGGAGUAGGGAACAGUCACUUCCUAGAAGAACUCGAUAAAAAGCCUUGGAGAGGCAUGGCCACUUGUCCGUCGUCCCCAGCUCCCCCGUUCCCUCCAGAAUCCUGGACCAGAGCUGCUGAUGUUAGAAAAGAUGGCCCACACGUCGAAACAGACGGACAAGCAGGCCAAUGGAACAGAACUGGAUCCCCAAACGCCUGGACAUUUAGUGACAACUGUGGCAUCUCAAAUCUUUGGCAGGAAGAUGGAGUUUUUAAUAUGUGGCACUGAAACAACUAGAUAGACAUUUGGAGAAAAACAAAUAUAUACGUAUAUACACAUAUAUAAAUUGUAGCGAUGAUGGUUGCACAACUUUGUGAAACACUAAAAACCACUAAAUUGUACACACUAAAAGGUAUGUGAAUUAUAUCUCAAUAAAAA